Saccostrea cuccullata (small rock oyster) is the source of this 7764-nucleotide messenger RNA. RefSeq lists its product as uncharacterized. Gene Ontology annotation, biological process: DNA repair; telomere maintenance. The transcript has 2 exons. NCBI's taxonomy places the organism in Eukaryota, Metazoa, Mollusca, Bivalvia, Ostreida, Ostreidae. Bases 1 to 7764 code for a protein of 2587 amino acids. The record is from RefSeq and is a predicted model, not a curated record. Gene Ontology annotation, molecular function: DNA helicase activity.
AUGCCAAAGAGGAAGAGCCUUACUGGCAGGGAAAAGCGCCAGGGUGAUAAAUUACGCAAAAGGGAGAAAAGGCAAAAACAGACCCUUCCCUCACCAGAUGAGAAGCCACCAGAUUCUGCUAUCCCUUGUGGAUCAGCAGAUGGAGUUGUUAUGGCUCCACCCGGUAAUUUUCCGGGUCAAGGCUCUAUAGGGUUGCCGCCUUUUGAGGAAAAACCCUUGGCCAGGUUGCAGGCCUCUCUUCGCGAGAAAAUGCAACCAACUGCCCUGAGUAACGCAUCUUCUCAGGGAAGUCGUCUGUGUGCCCGAAACGGAGGCAUGGCACCGUCCCCUGACUCCCCACCGUGGGUUUGUACCUCACCGAGGGUACCUGAGCCGGACACCGUGCACGUGUCUGGCUCAGCAGGUCAGGCGCAGCUGGAUAUGUCAUCCUCUAAGGGGGAUGAGUCCAGCAGGAGAUUGAUUGAUGCAAACUGGAGUAAAAGAACGAGAUCUAAAAGGAAUACUAAAAGGAAUUUACAUGAUGAAAAUGAGAUUGAGAAUAUAGAUAGUGUAUAUGAGAGAAAUAAAUCAGAAUGCAGAAUUGAAAGGCAAUGUAGUGGUGAAGUGGAUGAUGUUGACAAUGCUUGUAGUACUUCUGAUGGACCAGUAUCAAUGUGUCAGGUAUGUGUUCAAGGUUCUUUUCAUCAGGGUGACUUAAUGUUUGGUGAAAAUGCGGGAACACAGUGUGUCGCAAACUCUUUGGCAGCAUUAGCAUAUCAUAAACUAAAGAACACCACACAAUGGCAAACUUCAGACAUGAAUAAAGUAUUAACAAUGGGUGAUGAGCUUUAUACAUACUUGCAGCGUUGUUCAACCAUUGUUAGCAGAUACUUGUUAGUUGACGAGCUACCUCAGUUUUUUGAAUGUUUUAAUGCUAUGUUCCAAUUCAAAGCACAUGAAUCCUUAUGUAGCCUGAUAAAUUUGUCUGAUAUAGAACCAAACUAUGAUGAUUUUAAUGCAUAUUCACUGUCAGAUGCAUUGCAAAUUUCUUUGGAAGGAACAAGUGGAUGUUUUGUGUGUUUCAUGGGAAAUACAUUUUUGGUUGGAAAAACUGCAGAUGGUUUCUUUACAUUUGAUUCACACUCAAGGUCACCAUUAGGAUAUAUGAGUGUAAAUGGAAGGAGUACAAGAGUACUCUAUCAUUCAGUUCAUGAUAUUUUCAACCACAUUUUGUCAUUAGCAAUGUCAAUGGGAUUUUCAGGAAUUACUGAAUGUGAAAUAACUGGUGUUGAUUUGUCAGUGAGUCAGGUUUCAUCUACUGAUGAGCAUGAUGUUGAAAUCGAGCAAAUAGAAAUUACACAGGAAAUGGGAGACUCUAAAGGGGCUUUUCAAGAAAACACAAACAUUUUGCUUAAAAGUACUCCGUCAGUUGCAGAUGAUGAUUGUGAAAUUAUUUGCAGUGAAAGAAGUGAUAUUAGUUUUUUGCCUCUUUCAUUCAGUAAAAAAGUACACCUUUGUCAGAUUAUUGGAAUACCGCAUUCAAAUGGAAUUGACAAUGAUGAACAGGUUUGUCUUGUGCAAAAAGUGGGUGCACCUGUCAAGUGUGUUGAAAUUGUAGGGGAUGGAAACUGUUUUUUUAGAGCUGUUUCAUUUUGUUUGACUGGAGUGGAAGAUUAUCAUUACACAAUACGAUCAGCAGUAUGUCAACAUCUUCUGCACAACAGUAUAUUGUUUGAAUCCUUUGUAAGAUGUGCAGAAAGAUCUGUAGAAAAUCAUUUGGCAUUAACAGACAUGACAAACGAUGGUACAUGGGCAACUGAACUAGAAAUUUUUGGACUCUGUCAUCUCUUGAAUAUUGAUGUCCAUACAUAUACAGAGAAUCAUUGGGUUACAUAUUCAAGACAAAUGAUACAAACUACAACAAAUGAUGAAUUCAUUGGAUCAAUUUAUUUAGAUCAUAAGAAUCGGAAUCAUUAUAAUGUAGUGGUGACCGUGGCUGAAAAAAACUCAGAUGAUUACAUGAAAACACAUUCCCUAUUGUACCGAAAGAGGCAUGGAAAUCGAAACCGCAUGAGGCAAGUACGCAUUUCAUCCCUAAAAAAAUCUAGAAUAAAUCUUGAAAUGAAAGCAAGGAAUUUGAAUCGCAUGAGAAAGAAGUUGAGAGCAGCAAAAGUAAAGUACCAAACUAACCUCAACUUUAAAUUAAAGGCAAUAGCAAAUGGGAAAAAAAGACAGAAUUUGAAAAAAAGAAGCACAGAAAAGUACAAGAAAGAUGAAGUACACAGAUUGAAUGUGAAACAAAGAAGUACAGAGAGGUAUAAAAAUGAUGAAGUACACAGAUUGAAUAUGAAACAAAGAAGUACAGAGAGGUACAAAAAGGAUGAAGUACACAAAUUGAAUGUGAAACAAAGAAGUAUAGAGAAGUAUAAGCAAGAUGAAGAUCAUCAACAUAAGGUUAAGAAUGCGAAUAAACUAAAGUAUCAUGCAAAUGCUGAUGAGAAAAAGAAGAAGAAGGAGGGUGUCUUUAAUCAGAGACGGGCUCUAAAAGUUAAGCUUGAAGAUGAAGAUGAAGUUGUGAAACUGUUCAAGGAGAGCAUAGGAAAUGGCCCAGAAUACACAUGCUGCUGUUGUCAUAGAUUGUUGUUUGAACACCAAGUCCAAAGAUGUUCACUUGAAAUGUACAAAGGAAGACAAAAAGCAUAUGAAAUUGCACAGACCUGCAUACAGAAAAAAUAUUAUCAUGAGUGUACACCAUCUUGUCCAAAGCAUUGCCCAAAGUCGUCUUUGUGGAUAUGUUUUACCUGUCAUAGAAAAAUAUUAAGUGGUAAUAUUCCAGCAGAGGCGGCUGCUAAUAAAAUGUCAUUGGAGGAAAUCCCAUGUGAACUUGAGAAUUUAAACAGUUUGGAACAGCAUUUAAUUGCUUUACAUAUUCCCUUUAUGAAAGUGAUGGCUCUUCCACAAGGUGGUCAAAGAAAUGUACAUGGCCCUGUUGUAUGUGUGCCAUCAAAUAUUCAAAAGACAACAAGUUUACCGAGAAAUCAGGACGAUAAUUUAUUGUUAAGAGUUAAGCUUAAACGAAAGCUAGCUUACAAGGGCUACUUUGAAUACCAGUUUGUUAAUCCAAAUCACAUAAAGGUUGCCCUUGAUUAUCUAAAGAAGGAGAACAAAUGGUAUAAGGAUGUAGUGAUCAAUAGUACAUGGGAAGGAAAUAGUGACAACAGCGACUUGUUACCGAAUGAGUUGAAUGAAUUAGUUGAUGAUCAAGAGGAACUGAAAGAAGAAGAAAGCCAUUAUAUUCAAGAGGUUGUCACUGACACCUGCUUACAGCCUGUUGAUGUUGCACAAGAAGUUCUUGAUCAUUACUUUGACGAUAUUUACCAUAUAGCACCAGGUGAAGGGAAAAAUCCAAUCCGAAUGUUACAAGAAGAGGGAAACGAAGCAAAGACAUUUCCACAUUUAUUUCCAAGUGGCAAUUUUUCAUGGAAUGAGGAUCGAGAUGUGAAAAUUAGUCUAUCAAGAUAUUUUAACAUCAGACUUAUGAAUGCUGAUAACAGAUUUGCUAAGGACACAAAUUACAUAUUCUUUUCUCAAUACAUGUCAGAAUUGAACCAAGUUAUUGAGAAAACACAAAUUUCAAUUCGAAAGUCUUUAUCAAGGCUUGAUAAUCGAAAAGCAGUUACAUCUGAAAUGUUACAGAAUCCAGAUGUUCUUUCUAAACUCUUCAAGAAUGAUGAAGCUUUACGCUUUAUGCAACCUAUUCGAGGAACACCUGCAUAUUGGUCGGCUACUCAGAAAGAUUUGUUUGCUAUGCUUCGACAGUUAGGUAUCCCAACAUGGUUUUGUUCAUUUUCUGCAGCUGAGUUCAGGUGGAACGAAAUUAUUGGGUCAAUAUUGCAUCAUGAAAAUGAUUCUAGAUCCCCAUCUGAUUUAGACUGGUCAGAAAAAAGUGAAAUUUUGAGAAGCAAUCCAGUCACUGUUGCCAGAAUGUUUGAAUAUAGGUUCCAUAUGUUUCAAACAAAUGUUAUACUGUCUCCAUCAAAGCCAAUAGGGAAUGUUAUUGAUUAUUUUGUGAGAGUAGAAUUUCAACAAAGAGGUUCUCCACAUAUGCACUGCUUGUAUUGGAUCGAAAAUGCACCGAAAUUUGACGAAGACAAAGAGGAGGUUGUUUGUGAUUUUAUUGAUAGCUAUAUCACAUGUGCAGUGCCAUCUGAAAAUGAAGAUCCAGAACUUAGAAGAAUUGUUUUAGAUGUUCAACAACAUAGCAAAAGUCACUCAAAAUCAUGUAGGAAAAAGGGAACAGAUUGUAGAUUCCAUUUUCCAAGACCACCCUCAGAAAGAACAUUUAUUACUAAGCAAUGUGAAAAUGUUGAGGAUGACUCGGAGAAUAAAAGAGGGUUGUGUAAAUCUCAGGCUGAAGAUAUUUUAUUGCGUGUUUGGAAUGAGGUUCUAGAUGAUGUGAAUGGAUGCAAAACAACACAGGAAAUAUUUUCUGAAAUGAAAUUAUCACAAGAUGUUUAUGAACUUGCACAUCAGGCGCUAUCUGCGAAAACAAGUACUAUCUUGAAACGAAAUCCAGAUGAAAUGUGGACAAACCAAUACAACUCGUGUCUUCUAAAAUGCUGGGAUGCCAAUAUGGACAUACAAUACAUCCUUGACCCAUUUAGCUGCAUUGUUUACAUUAUUUCAUAUAUUUCAAAAUCAGAACGCGAAAUGGGAAUGCUAUUGAAACAAACUCAAGUAGAAUCAGCAGAGGGAAAUUUAAGUGCUCGUCAAACGAUAAGGAAAAUUGGAUCAGCUUAUCUUAAUCAUAGAGAAGUAAGUGCCCAAGAAGCAGUGUACAGAGUUUGCAAUCUCAAAAUGAAAGAGGGUUCAAGAAAAGUAGUGUUUGUCCCAGUUGGUGAAAAUCCGACUCGAUUAAGUAAACCCCUUUCACAAAUGAAAAGAACACAUAAGAAUGGAAAUGAUAUGGAAGAUGAUGAUGAUGACAGUAUUUGGAUGACAAAUAUUGUGGAGAGAUAUGAAAAUCGUCCUGAUCUAAAUCCUUUUCCUGAAAUGUGCCUUGCAGAAUUUUGCUCUCAGUAUCGUGUUCUUGCGAAAUCCCAGAUUCCCAAGGUUGAAAAAGAAGGUGUUUUUGAAUUGAAAAAUGGAAAUGGUUACAUUCAAAAAAGAACAAGAGCCAAACCAGCUGUAGUAAGAUAUCAGAGAUUCAACCCUGAAAAUGCAUCAGAGAAGUAUUUUCAAUCAAUCCUACAACUUUUCCUUGCUUAUAGGACACAAGACCAACUGAAACCGCCAGGAUUUGACUUAUAUCAGACUUUUUAUGAAAAUGGGUUUGUCAGAAUGAGACCUGAAAAUGAAUUGGAAUCUGUCAGAAGUGUGGUUGAAAAAAAUCGUUGUUGUUUCUCAAAGAAUGAGGAUGCUUUACAAAAUGCUCAAGAAACUUUAGAAGUUUACGGUGAACCUGAAGAUGCCUGGGCAAAUCUUUGUCCUGAAAGUGAAAGGAAUCGGGAAGAAUGUGUGAAAGAAAAAAGGACAAGAGAACAAUUAGAUAAUAAAGAACCAGAAAUCACACAUGAAGUGGAAUGGAACAGCCCUUCGGACUUGAUAUAUCAUAUAAGGGAAACCUCUAACUCGAGGCAGGAAGUCCUUCCUUUGUUGCGGUGUUUAAAUGAAAAACAAAAGCAGAUUUUUUACUUAGUUCGUGAAUGGUGUUUGAAAAAAGUUGAUGGGAGGAAAAUUGAGCCAUUACAUAUUUUUGUUACUGGAGGUGCAGGGACAGGAAAAAGCCACCUGAUCAAGACUAUACAGUAUGAGGCUUCUAGAGUGUUUGAAAAAACUGUUUUGACUCCAUCGGAUUUGACUGUUCUUCUCACAGCUUUUACUGGAACGGCAGCUUUCAAUAUUGGGGGAAACACAAUUCACCACGUAUUUUCUUUAACUAAAGCUCUUCCCAUUCCAUACGAACCUCUGAAAGAACAAAGUUUAAGUGCAAUGAGAGCAAGGUUGGCUUCUUUGCAGAUUUUGGUCAUUGAUGAAGUAUCAAUGGUUUACAAGCGACUUCUAUACUACAUUCACGAACGUCUGGUGCAAAUCAAGAAAUGUAAGGAACCCUUUGGUGGUAUUUCGGUCAUAGCUGUUGGUGAUUUUUACCAACUGCCUCCUGUGAAGCAACGAAAAGUGGAAAUAUUGUACAAAGAAAAUGAUGAAUAUCCCAUAGACUACUGGUUAGACUUUUUCAAAAUUGUUGAGUUGAAGGAAAUAAUGAGACAACGUGAAGAUGCAGCAUUUGCUGGGGUAUUGAAUUCACUAAGGAUUAGAACAAAAGAAGAACCGCUAUCAGAAGAUGUUAAAACAAUGUUAAAAGAAUGCAUUAGAGAUGGUCCAGAUGAUGUACUGCAUGUGUAUCCUACAAAUGACGAAGCAAAUGAAUAUAAUUUGAAGAUGUUGCGAACAAACUGUGGAGAAUUAAUAGAGAUUGCAGCUGAAGAUUAUCAAAAAGACAACACAACAGGAAAGCUGACUUUACGUGAGAAACCAUUCAUAAGAACAAGAACAGAUGGUCUCUCUGCUUCUUUGCUGUUUUCUGUGAAUGCUAGAGUGAUGUUGACAAGAAAUAUUAAUGUUGAAGAUGGACUUGUAAAUGGAGCAAUGGGAUAUAUUUCAGCUUUUGAAUUGGGAAUGAAUGAGAAAAGAAAUAGGGUACAAGGAAUUAGAAUGAUUUUUGAUAGUGAAGAGAUUGGAAAAUUGCAAGGAAAAAAGACAACACAUGGAAAUGAGGUAUUGAUUCAAAGAAUACAAGAAGAUAUCAAAGAAAAAAAUGCAAAAAAUGUUGUACGACACCAGUUCCCUUUGAAACUUGCGUGGGCAUGUACAGCACAUAAAGUUCAAGGCAUGACGACAAGCAGUGUUGUUGUAAAUUUAGAUCGUACUUUUGCCCCAGGACAGGCAUAUGUUGCAAUUAGCCGUGUGACUUCACAAAAUGGUUUAUUCAUAGAAACAAAAGAUGAAAACGAAUUGCCCAAAAAAAUUUACGCUAAUCCAGAUGUAAAAUCAGCACUGGAAAAAAUGGUGAAAUUAAUCCCUGAACAUAAUUCUCUGAACUUGUACGCUGAAAAUGGAAAGUUCAAAACAAUUGUUUUACUCAAUGUACAGAGUUUGAGAGGACAUUUACUAGACCUGAAAAGUGAUACAAGAUUUCUCCACGCAGACUUGAUAUGUGUAACAGAAACAUGGUUGACAGACAAUGACAAUAGCAAAAACUUUGAAAUUCAUGACUUUGAAUUCAGCCAUAUCACAAGAAAGCAGUCUUAUGAUGAAAGUAUGGACAAUUUUGCUAAACUUCGAACAGCAAAAGGAGGAGGUGUUGGUAUUUACAAGAAGAGAAAGGAAAAAGCUAUAGUUCAUGUUUUGCCUCAAAAAAAUAUUGAGGGAAUGGCAUUGGAACUUUCUGAGGAGAAAACUGUUGUCAUCAUUCUUUACCGACCGAGUACUCUCAAUGUCAGAUAUUUUCUGGAUAGUCUUCAGAAGGUUGUGGAUUAUUUUAAAGUACUGUAUUCCCAAUGCCUUGUACUUGGAGAUUUUAAUGAAGAUGCACAAUUGAACGGACCAAUUCAAAAAAUGUUAGAGACAAAUGGAUUUAAGCAGAUAGUUAACUUUGCAACAACAGAGGGUAAUACCAUACUAGAUCACGUUUACAUCACAGAGCAGAUGGAAGCAAGUGUAGAGGGAAUACCAGUUUAUUACAGCUAUCACGAAGCUAUUAGAGUGUAUUUUAAAACAAAAUAG